AAUCUGAAGUAACGACGGUGAACCGCUGCCUGGAUGCCGCCAAGGCGUGUAACAUAGAUGAGACGUGUCAGAAGCUUCGUACGGAAUACGUGUCGGCCUGCAUCCAGCCGUCGGCCCGCUCGGGGCCGUGUAACCGACCAAGGUGCAACAAGGCGCUGAGGAAAUUCUUUGACCGUGUUCCCCCCGACUACACCCACGAGCUGCUGUUCUGUCCCUGCACCGACACGGCCUGCGCCGAGCGCCGGAGGCAAACCAUUGUGCCGUCCUGCUCCUACGAAGACAAGGACAAGCUCAACUGCCUGGCUCAGCUGCGGAUCUGCAAGGCGGACUAUGUGUGCAGGUCUCGCUGGGCACAGUUCCAGUAUGAUUGCCAACCCUCCGAGCUGAGCGCCAGCGGCUGCAAGCAGGAGAACUACGGAGCGUGUCUACUUGCGUACACCGGCCUGAUAGGUAAGAACCAAGUCUUCUCGUGCCAGCGCUGGCUCACCCGCCCUCUGUGA
Molecule: messenger RNA, 500 nt
Organism: Paralichthys olivaceus (Japanese flounder)
Lineage: Eukaryota; Metazoa; Chordata; Actinopteri; Pleuronectiformes; Paralichthyidae
Source: RefSeq, a predicted model, not a curated record